AUGUGUGAUCAGCGGUCAUUCGUCGCAAGCUUCGCCGUUUGUAGCCGCUCGGAGGCCCGCCAAGGUCCCCGACAGCUUCAGGGAGCUGUGCGCCCCGGACACGUCUCACACAGACCACCAGGGAGCGUGUCUGUCACGACUUUUCUGCGCCGCCUCUCUGCGUCUCGCUCGUUCACUCUCGACUCUCGACUCUCGACUCUCGACCUCGACCUCGACCUCGACCUCGACCCCCGCCAAGACCCUCGACGCUCGCUCUCUCGCGACGAAGCACCCUGCUGCCUUGGUCCGGCCCCUGCCUUCGACAACCCCCCAGAGAUGAGCUCCACACCCCCCACCGGCGUGCCCACCAUGGCCGACGGGCCUCCCAGGCUCGAGAAGAAGCCCGUCAAGUUCAGCAACCUGCUGCUCGGUGCGGGUCUCAACCUGUUCGAAGUCACCACUCUGGGCCAGCCGCUGGAGGUCGUCAAGACCACCAUGGCUGCCAACAGGUCCGAGGGCAUGGCGGGCGCCAUCACCCGCAUCUGGGGCCGCGGUGGAGUCACUGGCUUCUACCAGGGCCUCAUCCCCUGGGCCUGGAUCGAAGCCUCCACAAAGGGCGCCGUCCUCCUCUUCGUCGCGUCCGAGGCCGAGUACUACGCAAAGUCGUUUGGCGCCCCCGACUUCCUCGCCGGCAUCUCGGGCGGCAUGACGGGCGGCCUGGCCCAGGCCUACGCCACCAUGGGCUUCUGCACCUGCAUGAAGACGGUCGAGAUCACAAAACACAAGGUCGCAGCCGCCGGCGGCAAGCCCCCGACCACCAUCGAGACCUUCAUGGGCAUCUGGCGUGCAGAGGGUCUCCGCGGUAUCAACCGCGGUGUCAACGCCGUCGCCGUGCGCCAGGUCACCAACUGGGGCUCCCGCUUCGGUCUGUCCCGCGUCGCCGAGACCGGCAUCCGCAGGGUCACCGGCAAGGAGGGCGGCGAGAAGCUCAACGUCAUCGAGAAGAUCACAGCUUCGGCCAUCGGCGGUGGCUUGAGCGCGUGGAACCAGCCCAUCGAGGUCAUCCGCGUCGAGCUGCAGUCCAAGACGGUCGACCCCAACCGCCCCAAGAACCUGAACGUUGCAUCGGCGGCGAGGUACAUCUACUCCAACAACGGCAUCAAGGGUCUUUACCGCGGCGUCACCCCCAGAAUCGGUCUUGGUAUCUGGCAGACUGUCUGCAUGGUUGCGCUUGGCGAUGUCGCAAAGGAGGCGGUCGAGAAGCUCACCGGCGACAAGGUGACCGCGAAGCACUAG
Molecule: messenger RNA, 1275 nt
Organism: Ascochyta rabiei
Lineage: Eukaryota; Fungi; Ascomycota; Dothideomycetes; Pleosporales; Didymellaceae
Product: Mitochondrial DNA replication protein yhm2
Exons: 5
Coding region: 1-1275 (424 amino acids)
Biological process (GO): alpha-ketoglutarate transport; mitochondrial citrate transmembrane transport
Cellular component (GO): mitochondrion
Molecular function (GO): tricarboxylate secondary active transmembrane transporter activity
Source: RefSeq, a predicted model, not a curated record